CCUCCAGUUAGGUAUAGCUUCAUCACGGACAACCACACCAAUUAUCCUCAAGCAUUCCUUCUUUGCAUACAAGCAUCAUAGCAUCGCCGUUCAAAGAACCUUAGAAGCACGAUACACGCCACACCUUCGACAUGGCAACAUCAGACGAGAUGUCGCUGCUAGACCGCGUCUUCGCCGCCAAAUCCACCGAUGAGUCGCGCGAAUUAUACGACGAAUGGGCAAAGACUUACGAUUCCGACAUGACUUUACACGACUUCACCGCGCCACGCCUUGUCGCCCAAGCAGUGGCCCGAGGUCUGAAGCUCAACCACAUCUCACCCGACAAACCUCUCGCCGACCUAAAAAUUGCGGAUGCAGGAUGCGGUACCGGCCUUGUCGGGAUUGAACUCUCUAAGCUUGGUGCUACCGAUAUUCUGGGCCUCGAUAUCAGUGAAGGCAUGCUAGCUGUUGCUAAGAACACCGCGGUGUACGAUGACCUGACGACCGCGGAUUUGACGAAGAGAUUGGAGUUUGAGGACGGAAAAUUCGAUGCGCUGACGUGCUGUGGUACGUUUACACAUGGCCACUUAGGACCUGAACCGUUGGAGGAGUUCGUGAGGGUUGUGAAGGACGGCGGGGUUGUUGUCGCAACUGUGCUAGAUAGCUUCUGGGUGGAGAAGGGGUUUGAGAAGGAGGUUCAGAGACUGGAGAAGGAGGAGAAGAUUGAGGUUGUAGAGAAGGACUUGCAUCAGUAUCGGAAGGAUGCCGGGGGUGGGCGCGUACUAAUCUUACGGAAAUUGUGAGCUCGAAGGGUAUGGUGACGGUGCAUACAUUACAGCAAAUGCAAUGAUGAAGGGCCUAAGAGCUUGGUAUAUUAUACUCAUGCACAAAGUGCGGCAUCAUA
Messenger RNA from Alternaria rosae, 883 nucleotides. RefSeq names its product S-adenosyl-L-methionine-dependent methyltransferase. Lineage: Eukaryota; Fungi; Ascomycota; Dothideomycetes; Pleosporales; Pleosporaceae. The transcript has a single exon. The coding region runs from base 132 to 782 and encodes 216 amino acids. The record is from RefSeq and is a predicted model, not a curated record.